AAUAUGCGGGUUCUUCGGAGUAGCAAGCCACGCUCCUUCAAUUCCUCAAAGUCCCGCGAAUCAAGUGUCAACAAACAGCGUCCGUUCAAAAUGCAGCUUCCUGACCUGAAAAAUAUGCGGGUUCUUCGGAGCAGCAAGCCAGGCUCCUUCAAUUCCUCAAACUCCCGCGAAUCAAGUGUCAACAAACAGCGUCCGUUCAAAAUGCCGCUUCCUGACCUGAAAAAUAUGCGGGUUCUUCGGAGCAGCAAGCCCCUCCUAUCGCCACGCUCCUUCAAUUCCUCAAACCCCCGCAAAUCAAAUGUCAACAGACAGCGUCCGUUCAAAAUGCAGCUGCCCAACCUGAAAAAUAUGCGGGUUCUUCGGAGCAGCAAGCCACGCUCCUUCAAUUCCUCAAAGUCCUGCGAAUCAAGUGUCAACAAACAGCGUCCGUUCAAAAUGCAGCUUCCUGACCUGACAGAGGCACUUCAUGAUAUCCUCAACAGGAAUAAAACAGCAUACAACCAGGUUAUUGAGCGGUACAUUUCCCUGGCACACGGACUUCCUCCUCCACUAGAUGAAUGUCCCUACCUGUCCCCACACAACAGCAAAAACAAACCAAGUUCAUCUCCCUUAUACCCCCAGAAGAGCCUUUCCAGGACAGGUGCAACCAUAAAAACCAGCACUGUCUCCCCAGCGAUCUCAUUAAGGCAAGAUUCAUCUUAUGUUGAGGAUGACCUUGUUAGAGAGGUGGAGGAAUCACUGCAGAGGAGGAAACAACAGCUUGGGUUAAGUGAUGACUUUAUAUGUGAGGAGAUAGAAGAUGAUGAGGUUGAUGAGGAUGACCCCACCUGGGAUGGCUCUCAUUACCAUGCCAGGGUGAAUUUACCCACCAGAUUGCUUAAAAAGAGAAAACUUUCUGAUAAUCUUAUUACAAACACAGUGGGGUCAUCUGAUGAAAACAAGUCUCGAAAGAAAGCAAUAGCACCUGUGGAUGAAGUAAGCCUUUCCCAAAACAAAACUGCUGAUUUGAGGCAGCUUUCUGUGCAGGACAGGCUUUCAGAUGUGAGCAACUUACCAAGAAGAAGAGGUAGACCUCCCAAAAGAAAGUCAGUGCUGGAGGUGAAUGAUGAGAGUAAUAUAUCAAAGAAAAGAUGUAGAUUGCCCAAACAAAAAUCAGUGCAGAAGGUGAGCGAUGAGGGUGAUACAUCAAGGAAGAGAGGUAGACAGCCCAAAGCAAAAGUGGUGGCAGAGAGUCAAAAAAAUCCGAAGCAGAACAACCCAAGGAAUGAACCCAAACGGAGAGGCAGGCCACCCAAGAAGAAUACUACAUUGAGUGUGAACCCCACCAAGGGCAAAACUUCAAACACAAGGUCACCAGAUGAAAACAAAGAACCCAAACGGAGAGGCAGGCCACUCAAGAAAAAUACAACAUUGAGUGUGAACCCCACCAAGGACAAAACUUCAAACACAAGGUCACCAGAUGAAAACAAAGAACCCAAACGGAGAGGCAGGCCGCCCAAGAAGAAUACAACAUUGAGUGUGAACCCCACCAAGGACAAAACUUCAAACACAAGGUCACCAGAUGAAAACAAAGAACCCAAACGGAGAGGCAGGCCGCCCAAGAAGAAUACAACAUUGAGUGUGAACCCCACCAAGGACAAAACUUCAAACACAAGGUCACCAGAUGAAAACAAAGAACCCAAACGGAGAGGCAGGCCACUCAAGAAAAAUACUACAUUGAGUGUGAACCCCACCAAGGACAAAACUUCAAACACAAGGUCACCAGAUGAAAACAAAGAACCCAAACGGAGAGGCAGGCCACUCAAGAAGAAUACAACAUUGAGUGUGAACCCCACCAAGGACAAAACUUCAAACACAAGGUCACCUGAUGAAAACAAUGUGCCACAAAAGAGAGGCAGACCAUUGAAACAGAAAGCAACAGGGAUUCUUAAGAUCCACACUCAAGACUGUAGUGUAGUGCUGAGAAGGCUUGGUGGGGGCAGGGAGGCCAUCCAGUCUAUAAAUAAAACAAAUGAAACCAGGAUAGUGUGCAGUAUUAGAGGUGCAGAAGAGGAGGAGCAAAGACCUGAAGACAGCAGUGAUGGUAUUGUGAAGCUGGUGCAGGAGGCAGUGGGAGGGACUGCUGAAAAACAGCAGACAGUGGAUAAGAAAGCAAGGAGUAGCACAAGAACUGAAUCCUCACUCCAUCAUAAGGCGAUGCAACAGUCUGAGUCAACUGUUGAACAUCCUACAGUGAAAAAGAUGGGACAGAAUAACAGCCGAAAAAGGGAGCACAGCUCAAACGCAGUCAAGUCACCGAAGAGACAAAGGAAUGAGUCAAGCGUGCCCGCCAAGGCUUCUGUUGCAACACACCUGGCCAUAGAUGCCAUGUUGUCACCUGGGCAGAAUAGCGGCAUUGUUCCCAGCAGUGAAGGCAAUGUGCUGAAGAGAUUACAUGUUGAUCCAGAUGCAGGAACAGAUAAAGUUACAGGUCAGUUUAUGCGGCAUGAACCUCCAAACACCGGUGAAUCACCAAGUAAGCCAAAAAAAGCACGUGACCUAGAAGUCUCUGACAGAAGUCUUUCUUCCGAUGGGUCAGAGUCAGAGUCACAGGAUGAAGACGGAUGGCUUACUGAUAGUGAUGAAGAUGACAUGAUUUCAGAAUUUAGUGCAACCCAGAAAAAGAAGAGCUCCCUCCAUCGGACACGAGAAGGGCUGAAAAGAAGGAAUUACAGACCAAAGCAGAGAGAGUCAGUGAGCAAAGUUAUAUUCGAUAGUGACGAUGACAUCCUUAUUAUGGAACCGCUCAAGCCUGUGCCCAUGUCAGAAGACAAGAAAGACAACACAAAUUCUGUAAAACAUGGAUCACCACAUAUUUCCCUGAAUACCCAAAGAGCCAUUAGGAGAACUGCAGAUGGACACCAGCGAAGCCUGACCACUAGCAGUUCCUACAUCCAAGGCCUCAUCAAUAACUCCAUCAUGAAGAAUGUUCCAGAGAUGAUGACUUCGGCCUCAACCAGGGUACCAGUGGACGGUCAAACGGAGGAGGAACCUGACCCUGAGGACAUGUGGGAUCUCCUGCCAGCCCUCCCCCAGUGGUCCUCCAGCUCCCUUGCCGCAAGGGCUGCCAAGACCAGCCUGCAAGAAUCUGGCAUAAUGGAGACUGCAGCCACUGCUCCAGAGAGGCCAACAACUGUCACCAGCACCAACAUUAGUGGUGCAGUCAUCACAUCAAAGGCCUCCAAGGUAAUGAGGAGCUUUUGGAUAGAAAGUGAAGAAGAGGAAGAGGAUAAAGACACAGAAGACACAGAGUCACUCUUCAUGCCCACACUCCCCGUGGCCUCACAGCUGAUCCAAGAGAGCACCGUGCUUUCCAGCUACAGCUCCCAUGGCCCCGAGCACUGGAUGUCAGUAGCUAGAGCUAUGCAGAAGCGAAAAAAGGAAAUCUGUCAUCACUACUCCGUCCUGGUCCCAGAAAACUGUGAGCAUGACCUUGCCAGCGGAGGGCUGCACCUUGCCUUCUUUGGCGGUGAAGAGGCUGCUGACAGCUGUGUUGCAGGGCCAUCUUCAGUCGUCAUACCCCCAAUAAAGUGCACCAGGAGCUCGAAGAAAAUCAUGAAUGCACAACUCUCAGCUGUGAUGGAUAGUGCCAAGAUAUCCGAUCGUGCAGUUCAUAUACUUGCACCAGCUGCAAAAACCCUUGGUCAUGACCCCAAAGAGCUGGUGUUGAACCGCGAGUCCUUCCGGUGA
Molecule: messenger RNA, 3729 nt
Organism: Eriocheir sinensis (Chinese mitten crab)
Lineage: Eukaryota; Metazoa; Arthropoda; Malacostraca; Decapoda; Varunidae
Product: serine/arginine repetitive matrix protein 2-like
Exons: 10
Coding region: 4-3729 (1241 amino acids)
Molecular function (GO): DNA binding
Source: RefSeq, a predicted model, not a curated record